Adineta steineri is the source of this 1770-nucleotide messenger RNA. Lineage: Eukaryota; Metazoa; Rotifera; Eurotatoria; Adinetida; Adinetidae. The record is from the annotation of a GenBank genome assembly.
AUGAAAAAGCUACGAACAAGAUUGAAUGACAAAAGUACAUCGUAUACCUGCUUUGAAAAUUCAUCAAAUGAACUUUUGUACGAAAUAUUCGAAUAUCUUGAUGCUUAUGAUAUAUUAAAAUCAUUUGCAAAUCUUAAUAUUCGUUUACAAAAUCUUAUCAUUUCUUCGUCAAUUUUACUUCGAAUAAAACUUGAUUUAAAAUCAACAUCUCUACUCGAAUAUCGUUGUCAACAUGUUAUUAUUCCAAAUUCACACCGUAUUCGUUCCAUUUGUUUGCAUGAUCAAAUACUGAUUGAGAAGUUCUUUGAUCAUUGUACUAUUGACUCAUCAUUUUAUCGUCUUGAAUCAAUUACUCUCAGAAAAAUCGAAACAGAGACACUACUCACAAUUCUUUCUUAUUUAAAUUCUUUACCUCGUCUCUUUUCACUAGCCAUUUGUAUAAAUGAUGAUGAUGAUGAUGAUUACUAUGAUCUUGGGAAUAUUUAUCAAUUAAUUUUUUCUUUACCUUCAUUAAAAUAUAACAAACUAUAUUCACCUGGUGAUAAAUUACAAAUUAAUAUUCCACAUGUAAUCAAUAAAAAAUUUAGUACGAUCGAACAUCUGGUUCUUAAUUAUCGUUGUACUCUUAAUCAACUAAAUUCUCUACUUCAUUACACACCACAACUUCGUCAUCUGUUUUGCAAUGGAGUAAUUAGAUCAGAUAAAGAUUUCAAAAACGAUCAAUGGAUGAAAUUACCACAUUUAAAAUCCAUUCGUUUUGAUGACGUUGCUGCUUCGUUUGAUGAAUUUGAAGUGUUUAUUAAGGAAAUAUCCUCUCAAUUGCAAGUACUGAACAUUAGUGAACCUGAAAAUAAAACUUAUCUUGACGGUAAUCGUUGGGAACGAUUAAUUAAAGAAUAUAUGCCUCAAUUAAAAACAUUCUACUUUCGUUUUACUCAGAAUAUUAAAAAUAAUAUGAAAACAAAUUUAAUUGAUUCAAGUGAUGGAUUCAUUAAUCGAUUUAAAUCACCAUUUUGGUUAGAACGAAAAUGGGUUUGUGAAAUAGAAGUAUAUUGUGGAUCAUGGGUUUUUUUAAUUCGUCCAUAUAAAAAAGAAUGGAUCGAUCUUCAUGAACAUAUGAAUACUGGCACGUAUUUGAAAGAAAAUUCGAUAGAAGAUAAUUAUAUUUCUAAUCCAGAAAAAACUGACCAUCGUAUUAUACAAUUAAGUAUCGAGGAUUAUGAAUUUACCGAACUUAAUUGGCGAUUUAUUAAUAAAUUAAAAUCUGCUUUUCAAGCAAUUCAAUUUACUCAUUUAAAUAUAAAGAAUGAUAGCAUAUCUAUGAACAUGUUACCCGAUAUUCUACGUCUGUUGCCAAAUAUUGAAUCAUUAAAUUUGACAUUUAUGCUGUCGAUGUUUCCGUUAAAAUCUUCAUCUAUUAAACAUACUAAAAAUCAUCUAUCAGUAUCGGUUAUUAACAAAAUAACAAAAGUCAAACUUGGUCAAGUUACAGAAGAAGAAGAAAUUGAAUUUUUUAUCAAUCUUUGUCCACAAAUAGAAUAUCUUGAAGUACACUGUAUGUCAAAUACAGAUGUCCCAUUACUUAUGAAAUUUAUUUCAGUGAAUCGAAUGACACGUAUUCCUAAUCUUUGCUACCUGUGCUUCGAUUUUCGUAUGGCAGAUGAAAACUUGGUUAGAACUUUAGCAAAUAUAAUCGAUUCUGACACAGUUAUUGAUAACUAUACGAUUCAGCGUAGUGGCAACAAAAUAAGUGUGCAUUGGAAAUCAUAA